Messenger RNA from Leucoraja erinaceus (little skate), 1002 nucleotides. RefSeq names its product ras-related protein R-Ras2-like. The transcript is spliced from 6 exons. Gene Ontology annotation, molecular function: GDP binding; GTP binding; GTPase activity. Gene Ontology annotation, cellular component: plasma membrane. The coding region runs from base 222 to 827 and encodes 201 amino acids. Gene Ontology annotation, biological process: signal transduction. The record is from RefSeq and is a predicted model, not a curated record. NCBI's taxonomy places the organism in Eukaryota, Metazoa, Chordata, Chondrichthyes, Rajiformes, Rajidae.
GAAUCGGCGUAGGUUUGUAUGUGUGUAUGUGUGUUUGCGCACAGGGGAGGUGAGGGGUGUGUGCAGAGCCCAGCCCAGCCCAGAGAGAGAGAGAGAGAGAGAGAGGGGGAGAGAGAAAGAGUAAAAGUAAAAGAAAAAGCGAGCCAGAGAACGUGUGUCCCCGCUUGUCCCGGCUCUGCCGCCCUCCUUGUCUCCAGCUCCAGCUCCAGCUCCACGGGACAAUGUCCAGCAAAGACGGCGCACUCCAGGAGAAGUACAAGCUGGUGGUCGUGGGAGGCGGAGGGGUGGGCAAAAGUGCCCUCACCAUCCAGUUCAUCCAGUCGUACUUCGUCUCGGACUAUGACCCGACGAUCGAGGACUCCUACACCAAGCAGUGCGUCAUAGAUGAUCGGGCCGCACGGCUAGACAUUUUGGACACGGCUGGCCAAGAGGAGUUUGGGGCCAUGAGGGAACAGUACAUGCGGUCGGGGGAAGGGUUCCUCCUGGUCUUUGCCAUCAACGAUCGGGGAAGUUUUGACGAGAUCAGCAAGUUUCACCGGCAGAUUUUGCGCGUGAAGGACAGGGACGAGUUUCCGAUGAUCCUCAUUGGGAACAAGGCGGAUCUCGAGCACCAGAGACAGGUGACAAAAGAGGAAUCUGACAAUCUUGCCGGGCAGCUCAGAGUCACCUACCUGGAAGCAUCGGCAAAAAUCCGGUUGAAUGUAGACAAUGCGUUUCACAAUCUGGUGCGGGCUAUACGGAAGUUCCAGGAGCUGGAGAGCCCGCCGAGCCCCCAGCCCAAGCCCACCAAGCGGGAAUCCAGCGGCUGCCCGUGCCUCCUCCUGUGAGACCCUCGCCCAGACCCCACACUGGGCCUCACCUCCAGCCUGGGCCCGGCACCUGCUGCUCUCGACUUCCUCCACACCAACCUACUGACGACACCUCCACACCCAGCAAACACACUGGCUUGGAUGAAGACUCCUCCUUCCCUCCCUCCCCCCCUCCCUCCCUCCUCCCUCCCUC